AUGCGAACAGAGCAGCCGACAGCAAAGCUCCGCUGCUCUCCCUCCGCCCUCAGCCUGCUGCGGCUCCUCCGCUCCCGCUUCUGCCCUCGCCGGGGCCGCAGCUCCUCGGGCGCUGCGCAAGGGGUCCGUGGCUGGAGUGGCUGCCAGCAAAGGCAGGAACCUCGCCGGCAGCCGGUCCGGGGCCGCCUCCCGCUCGCCACCAGGCGGCGCUCAGCUCAGCCCGGCCGCGGGGCCCGCCCGGGACGUCAGGAGGCGGCGCCGGGCGCGGAGAUGGCUGCGGUGCGCCGAGUGCUGCUGCUCGGGGAGGGCAACUUCUCCUUCGCCGCCUCUCUGUGCGGGGCCGCAGGGACCUGCCUGGUGGCCACUUGCUACGAGAGCGAGGAGGAGGCGUGCGGGAGGGGGGGAGCGGCGGAGAACAUCUGCCGGCUGCGGGAAGGAGGAGCAGAAGUUCUGUUUUCUGUGGACUGUACCAAGCUGAAGGACUACUUUUUGCCAGAGAAAAGAGGAUUUGAUUGUAUUUAUUUCAACUUCCCUCACUGUGGGAGGAAGGCUGGGGUGGUGAAGAACAGAGAGCUUCUGGCACGCUUCUUCCACAGCUCUGCAGAAGUGCUGACAGAGGAAGGAGAGAUCCACGUUGCUCUUUGCAAUGGACAAGGUGGGACACCUGCUGAUCAGCCAAGGAGAGAGUGGCACAACAGCUGGCAAGUAGUGGCUGUGGCAGCAGGAGCUGGAUUCAUCCUGAGUAAUGUUCAUCCUUUUGAAGCAGAAACUAUCCACGGAUACAAGUGUACAGGGUACAGGAGCCAAGAUAAAUCUUUCUGCAUAAGGGGUGCUUUGAACCACGUUUUCACACGAAGCAAACCACUGCCAUGUUUGAAGCCUGUGAGCUGUCAGAUAGAGCUGGAGAAAAGAAAAGUUUCUUUCCAAGUACCACAAGUACUGGUGGAUAAAUUUAACAGGGGUUUCCUGGAGCCGAGUUCCACUCAUCCAGUGCAGACAAUAAAGGAGAAGCUCACAGCAAAGCUCAGCCAAGCCUUUCCAUUACAGGACACCGACUGCUGCCUUCCUCUGCUCCACCAAGGUCACCUCAACUCUGCUUGCCACUCAAAUGUCUUUUGGGUCACUCUGAGCCCAGAGGAGACUCCAAGCACUGAAGAAGUGCCUAAUGGAUUGGCUAAUGCAGUUUUGUCUCCCCAUGCUGAUUUUUGCAGGGACAGAGAUAAGAAUGGCUGGGGGAAUGCACAAGAGGGACACCACACCUCACACCAGUACUGCCUUAGACCUUCCCUUCUCCCUUAUGCUCAGGCAGCAAUUCAAAGAGAAGCCUUUCUACCAGGGACACUUCAUGUUCUUUCUGGCCCUGUUUUCAGGAGGUGUCUUAUCACUCCUUCCUCCAUGCCUGUUUUUCAUGAGGUGGUUUUUGCAUGUGCAGUCGACAGGGGUACAGAGAACAGCUGCAUCCAGAUGCUGGUGAAGAACAUGAAAUCAAGCAUACAGGCUCUCCACCAGACUGUUUCCAGCUUUGAACUGAGUGUCAGUCUGGAGGAAGCAACAAGCUUUGCCACGGCUGAGCUGAGUGACUUUGCUGCCUUUGAAUCUCAGCUUAGUGAUAUCGAUUACCUCCUUUCUGUGGAGAGAGAAACUUCAAGCUCCUGUGUGGGAAUUGUAAGAACAGAUCAUUACACCCUGGCAAGCAGUGAGCUGGUUGCUGUCUUUGCUUCACUGAACCUUGACCUCCUGGCCAUGCUGACCUGUGGAAUAGCUGACUGGAGAAUGCUCUGGACAUCAGACACAAGGUUCCUCUGCCAGUUUCCCAGAGGGGAGUUAAGGCUUUUCAAGGCUUUUUCUUUAUAUCCACCCUCCUACGUGCACGAUGUCAGCUUUUGGGUUCCUGAGGGGGAGCAGUUCGAUGAAGUUGCUUUUCACACCAUUGCUAGGCAGGUGUCAGGUGAAAUGGUCACAUCCAUCCGGUUACUGGACAGCUUCCAGCAGCCAGAGACGGGUCGGAAGAGCCUCUGCUACAGGCUGACGUUUCAGUCCUGCGACAAAGCCCUGAGCUGCCAGGAGGUGGCAGAGAUGCAGCUGCUGCUGCGGGAGGAGAUAGAGCAGCGCCUGGCUGUGACCCUGCGCUAGAGCCUUGCGGGUUGUCUCCAGUGGCUUGGUGCUGAGCUGGGAAAUGUGGCCCUGACCUCGUGGGAGCUAAGGCUGUGUUCUAGCAGUGCCUCUUACAAAGGCAGGAGGACUCCAAGGGCCUGCACACGUUCUCAAGAGGGAACUGCUGUUAAUGCAGGGCAAGCCCCUUCUGCUCUGUGCCAUGAAACCUCACAGUGCAGAGCAGAGCUGGGCCAGGGCCGGUGAGACUGGACCUGACCUCCUUGCUGCUGCCAGUUCACCUUGCUUCUGCCCACUGCCUUCAGUGCUGGCACCUGUGCCCAGUACACUGGCAGAGGGAGGCUCUUUUCUAUUUGCAAAGGACCCUGCACAGCCUGAGCCCAGAGGGGCUGGGGUCCAGGGAGCUCUGUUUCUCCCUCGGGUGUGGAGAUGCCAGUUCAAACUCUGCUUACAGUGCUGCCAGGCUCCGGGCAGCCAAAGGAGCAGAGUGGCAAAAGGCCAACGACAGCAGAAGCAGAGACCAAGCCCUGCUUACAGGGAGGUCACCCAGCACACAGCCAGCCAGGGCACCCUAAAGGUGCUGGCAAAGAUCAUGCGUGGUCAGGGAGCUCUCUUUGCCCGGAGUGCCCUUCCUUUUCCUCCACUCUCUUGGACAUCCUCCGCUCCUCUUCCCUCUCGCAUUUGCCUCCUGGUGCCACAUGCUGGAAGCUUCCUCCGUGUGCUCCAGCAGCCUCCACAAAGGUCAGGUCCGAGGAACCACAGCCCCCCGGCAGCAGCUGUCCCCAGCACCACCCGACCCCCGGAGGUGCCUCUGCCCGGCACCACCCGAGCCCCGACGGCUUCCACAUCUACCCUUAAGCAUCCAUGGCGUGUGGAAGGAAGAUGCUCCUCCUCUGCCUCCAGCCAGCUUCUCUCCCUGCCCCAUUCCCAGCUCUUCAGUGCCGGCGGUACCCAAUAAAGUGCUCUGGCAGCGGCGUGUGCCACA
Molecule: messenger RNA, 3097 nt
Organism: Pogoniulus pusillus (Red-fronted tinkerbird)
Lineage: Eukaryota; Metazoa; Chordata; Aves; Piciformes; Lybiidae
Gene: FDXACB1
Product: ferredoxin-fold anticodon binding domain containing 1
Exons: 6
Coding region: 1-2133 (710 amino acids)
Biological process (GO): rRNA base methylation
Cellular component (GO): cytoplasm
Molecular function (GO): rRNA (uridine-N3-)-methyltransferase activity
Source: RefSeq, a predicted model, not a curated record